Molecule: messenger RNA, 9061 nt
Organism: Capsicum annuum
Lineage: Eukaryota; Viridiplantae; Streptophyta; Magnoliopsida; Solanales; Solanaceae
Product: protein TRANSPARENT TESTA 9
Exons: 21
Coding region: 6044-8719 (891 amino acids)
Biological process (GO): regulation of autophagosome maturation; endosomal transport; endosome to lysosome transport
Cellular component (GO): late endosome; endolysosome membrane
Source: RefSeq, a predicted model, not a curated record
AAUCACCUCCCUCCAGUAUUUCUUUGGCCUACCUCUACCCCUCCUAAAGCCAUCCAAAGCAAGCCUCUCACACCUCCGGACUGGGGCAUCCGCACUCCUCAUCACAUGGCCAAACCAUCCAGUCUUCCAUCCCGCAACUUGUCUUCCACUGAAGCCACUCCCACCUUCUCCCGAAUAGUCUCAUUUCUUACUCUGUCACCUCUAGUAAGCCCACACAUCCAACGCAACAUUCUCAUUUCUGCCACCUUCAAUUUUUGUAUGUGCGAGUGCUUGACUGGCCAACCCUCCGCACCAUACAACAUGGCCGGACGGACUGCCACUCUAUAGAAUUUGCCUUUAAGCUUAAGGGGCACCUUCUUAUCACACAACACUCCCGAGGCUAGCCUUCACUUCAUCCAACCUGCUCCAAUACAUUUAGAGACAUCUUCAUCAAUCUCACCAUUCCCCUGUAUCGUAGACCCGGUAAUACUAUAAACUAUUUAUUCGUAAUCAUAGACAUCAACAAAACACUACGAACAAAAAACUACUUAGGCAUAGAUACAAAUAAAACACUCUUCCCUACUAUUUCAGAUGUACUCCUACCCACUAACUCUCUACCCUAAUCCGCAUCCUCCACACCUUCCUAUGUAUUAAAACUCAUUUUAAUUUGAGUAAUUUUUUCACCAAUAAAUAUAAUUCAACUUGGUCACUAAUAAUUUUGUUGUCUUCUUACAUAAUGUGUAUAUUUGUUGCCCUUGAAAUUCAUAGAGACAUGUCCUGAUAGGGACCAAAAACAAACCACAACAACAUACCCAGUGUAAGCCUACAAAUGGGAUUUGGGGAGGAUGGUGCAGUGUUGUGAAAAGCGCGGAAGCGCUCGCUUAAAGCUUGAAGUAAAGCGAAGCGACAGUGGGUCACUUUUUACACUUGAAGCGUUGGGGCGAGAAAAAUGCUCUUGCUUUAUGUCCAGAAGCGAGAAGUGCUGAAGCAAAAAAAGCGCAGAGAAGCUCGCUUAAGUGGAUAUUUAAGGGUUUAUUGCUUUAUUUAAUUUAUUUUUGUUAAAACCCUAAAGUGACUAUACGACUGCAUUGCUGUUGCUGUGACUUUUCUGGACUGCUGAAGGUAUGCGACUUCUUCUUUUCUAUUUCUCUUCUUCUUCUCGUAUUAGGGUUUUCUAUUUUUUUUUUUCUCCUUUAUUACUCUUUUUCAUCUCUGUUUUUUUUCUCUUCUUCUCUGUUUUCCAGUUCUGUUUUACUUUUUUUUGCUAUAGGCAAUCUGACUUCCAACUUUGUUUUUUCUUUGUUUUUUUUCUUCAUUUUUUUCUUCUUCUCUAUUUGUGUUGGUUGAUUACGACGUAAGACUGAGUUUUAGUAUUUUAGUAGUUUGCUUGAGUGCUUGUUAUGACUAUCUAUUCUCUUUUUAAUCUGAGUAUUGAAUGAUUAUGUUAUUUAUUGAGCUCUUGGUUAUUUAUUUAUGCAUGUUUAAUAUUUUUAAAUUUUGUACUAAAUAACGCUUUAAUGGAAAAAAGUGUGCGCUUCGCUUCACGCUUCUUUCUUUUGUGAAGUGAGCCCUCGUCGCUUUUUUUUCGCCUCUCGCUUUUCAAAACACUGGGGUGGUGGGUACAUAGACUUACCCUAUCUUGUGAAAGUAGAAAGACUGUUUCCGAUAGACCCUUGGCUCUAAGUAUAGCAUAAUAAAAUCAAGUAUCGAAAGGAAAAUAUAGUAGUGAAGCAGUCGUGCUGAACAUAAUGGAGAAGAGAAAUAGUAGCAACAACAUAAAAUAUGGUUAUGGAAACAAUGGAAACAACUGGUAAUCAUAAAAUUGAAGAACAAGAUAGUGUGUGUGUUACUAUCAUUAUUGCUAAGAGAGAGAAUGGAUCAUGCUCGACCACCUUCUAACCUUCUACACGUUCUUUGUAUCGAACUCCGAGUGUGAGCCUCUAUUUCAUCCACCCCACACAAAUACGAUGUGAAAUAUCAUCAUCAAUCUCCCAUUUCCUUGAUUAUUGACCGAUUAUUGACCCAAGAUACUUGAAACUUCCUUUUGAUAUUAAACCCAAAAUAUGACCACCAAAAAUGAGAUAAGGUGAACGAGACAUAAUGAAGUACAUGACAUGGCAUAAGCCUCUUCAGCAUUUUGAGACCACCAAAAAUGAGAUAAGGUGAACGAGACAUAAUGAAGUACAUGACAUGGCAUAAGCCUCUUCAGCAUUUUGACAAUAUACAAUCUCUUUGGGACGCGAGAUGUCUAAAUGAGAGAAUGUAAUAAAUGCUAAUACUACCACUAAACAUAAGUGGGGCUCACCGGAGAAAGGUGGUGCUCAAACUGCGUCAUCCAGCUGUACCGUUUGAUCUAUAAAGGAAUCAACAAAGAAGAUGGAGUGAGUACAUACGUACCCACAAGUCUCAUGAUCAUUCGAAUUUUCUCAUAAAGGUGGGGCAAGUAUUUUUUGUAAGAAAACAUGCAUUUAAUAUAAAGAUCAUUCUUUAGUAAAGCUAGGUUAAUAAUAAUAAAAUUCAAAGCAUAAACAUGUAGUAAUCAUUUUUAAUCCCCUUUUGAAAUCCACCUAUUGCCCCUAGGCCAAAAAUAUAAUCUUAUACCGGGGUGGCUCUACGUAUAUAUUGACAUGUCACGAACUUCAUCCAACCGUAAUGUCGUAUGUAGGGGUGUAGAUAGGUUGGGUUGGUUUGGUUUUUCAUUUACCAAACAAAGUCAAUUGUCUCAGUCUUUUACAUUUACAAACAAAACAACAAAAAUCGGGUUUCUCAAUCUUAGUUUUUCUUGAUUUUUUUUUUCCUCAUUUUUUUUUUAUUUUUUUUCCUACCAGGCUCCAUAGCACAUAGCAUGUAACUAAUGCUCCAAUUGUUUCUUUGGUCCUAAUAAGAUACAACAAUUAAAAGGUUCUUUCCAAGAAAAUAAGAAAAAAUGUUAGAUGAGUCUUGGGAUUAUGGUAAAAUAUAGUAUCACUAACAAAAAGGAUAAUGAAAUCCCAUUAUAGAAUUACUACUAAUAGCAUAAUGAAAAUGAACAUAGUCUAAAAAUACUAAUCAUGCUAAGAUAUGUACUACUAAUAAUUAUUAAUUACACGAUUAAAGAUUAAAGACAAAUUAAACUAAGCCGUGCAUUUUCUCUGUCUAAGCGAGUACAAAACCAAAAGAAGUUAUCCAAUGCUAUUGCCAUUCCCCAUUCUGAAUUAAAUUUCUUUUGUUUAGUAUUGAUUUGAUUUUGAUUUGGGCUUUUCAUUUGAGUUGUAUAAAUUUAUGUGCUAUGAAACUUAUUGGACCAUUCAAAAGUUUCAGGUUCAAAUCGGAAAUAAUAUGUUAAAGCCAAAACCUAUUAAAAGUUUAAGAAAUACUUAUAAAUUACUUUGGUACUUCGAAGGUUGGAAUGAUUUCUAUUGGAAUAUUAAGCUUCUUUGCAGCAGAUUCAGCCACAAAAUUAUGCAUUGUACUAUCUAUAAGGAUCAAGACUUGUCACUGGCUGGUUGACCCUUGAAGUUUCAUUGUAACACCGACGGAGGUACCCAAAAUUGCAUGAAUAGAAAUUUCGAAGAAGUCACCUUUUGAUGAUUCAAAAUCGUCAACAUUAUUGUCUAGUUGUUCAAUAUCCUUGAACUACAUUAGUGAAAAAAUUGUGGAUUUAUAUUUGUCUCGGAGCAAAUUUUCAUAACAAUGGUAACAGAGUCCUAUUAAGAUUUGGGAGAGGGUGGCCAAGCGGAGAUUGGGAGGGUCGUGUCUAUUUCGGAGAAUCAGUUUGGAUUUAUGUCUGGUCACUCGACGAAGAGGCAAUCCACCUGGUGAGGAGAUUGGUGGAGCAGUAUAGAGAAAGAAAGAGGGAUUUACACAUGGUGUUCAUCGACCUGGAGAAGGCGUAUGACAAAGUCCCUAGGGAGGUUAUUUGGAGAUGCUUGGAGGUGAGAGGGUCCUGGCGGUGUACAUCAGAGCUAUUAAGGACAUGUACGAUGGAGGGAAGACUCGGGCGAGGACGGCAGGAGGAGACUCAAACAUUUUCCGGUCGAGACAGGGUUGUAUCAGGGAUGGACUCUCAGUCCGUUCCUGUUUGCGCUGGUGAUGGACGUGUUGACGCGGAGUAUUCAAGAUGAGAUGCCUUGGUGUAUGUUAUUUGUAGAUGAUGUAGUGCUGAUUGAUGAGAUGCGGGGGCGUGUGAAUGAAAAAUUGGAGGUUUGGAGGCAAAUCCUUGAAUCUAAGGGGUUCAGGUUGAGUAGGUCCAAGAUGGAGUAUAUGGAAUGCAAGUAUAGUGACUUGAAGCAGGAGGACGAAGUGGUGGUGAGGUUGGAUUCCUAGGAUGUUUGUAAGAGGGAUAGUCUUAAAUAUCUUGGGUCUAUGAUUCAGGGGAAUGACGAGAUUGAUGAGGAUGUCUCUAAACGUAUUGGAGCAGGUUGGAUGAAGUGGAGGCUCGCCUUGGGAGUGUUUUGUGAUAAGAAAGUGCCCCUAAUGCUUAAAGGCAAGUUCUACAAAGUGGUAGUCCGUCCGGCCGGCCAUGCUGUAUGGUGCAGAGUGUUGGCCAGUCAAGAACUCCCCCACAUUUAAAAAUUGAAGGUAGCAGAAAUGAGAAUGCUCCAUUGGAUGUGUGGAUUUACUAGAGGGGAUAGAGUUAGGAAUGAGAUUAUCUGGGAGAAGGUGGGAGUGGCUUCGGAGGGAAGACGAGAUGCGGGAUGGAAGGCUGAGAUGGUUUGGGCAUGUGAUGAGGAGGGGCCGGAUGCCCCAAUUCAUAGAUGUGAAAGGCUAGCUUUGGAUGGUUUCAGGAGGAGUAGCGGUAGGCCGAAGAAAUACGAGAGAAAGGUGAUUAAACAUGACAUGGAGCAGUUACAGCUGACUGAGGACAUGACCUUAGAUAGGAAGUGUGGAGGUCGCGGAUAAGGGUAGAAGGCUAGUGCGUGUGUGGGUUAUAACGACAUGGUUUGGACAUGUGAUGAGGAGGGGCACAGAUGCCCCAGUUCGUAGGUGUGAGAGGCUAGCUUUGGAUGGUUUUAGGAGGAGUAGAGGUAAGCCAAAAAAAUACUGGAGAGAGGUGAUUAGACAUGACAUGGAGCAGUUAUAGCUGACCGAGGACAUGACUCUAGAUAGGAAGGUGUGGAGGUCGCGGAUAAGGGUAGAAGGCUAGUGCGUGUGUGGGUUGUAACUAGUAGUUAGGGAGCUCUUGUGUAGCCGGGUUAGUAAUCCUAGGACUGUGUCUAUUGGUAGGAGCCACUAGUGUAUGCUACUACUAGGUGGGUGUCCUUUUCUUAUUUCUUAUUUCCUGUUUCUUAUUUUCGUAUUGCUCUUAUUUCGUAUCUCUCUCAUUUCUAUUUUUAUUAUUUCUUAUUUCUUAUUUCGGUUAUUUCACCCCUCCUGUUUCAUGUAUUACUACGACCUUGUUAACUAUUCUCUAUCUUGAGUCGGGAGUCUAUCGGAAACAACCUCUCUACUUCUUCGGAGGUAGCGGUAAGGACUGCGUACAUUUUACCCUCCCCAGACCCCACUUGGUGGGAAUACACUGUGUUUGUUGUUCUUGUUGGUAACAGAGUCCUAUGACCAUCUGAUUUUUGCAUGCAACAUCCUUACUUGGAUUUCCUGUGGUUGGAAUGUUGUCUGGCUGGUCAGUAAAGAGCUUUUGGCGUAUUGAUUUGCGGUGGAAGGAGAGUUCCUGAUGUGUUUUUGGCAAAAGGUGUUUGUAAGUUAAGCUUGUUAAUUGUGGUCCAAUUUGACCCUCUGGUGCUAUAAUGUAGGCCUAAUUUUUGCUCAAAUUCAAGGGCUAAGCUCAUGACUCCAUACACUUCUCUUGGUUUCUGAAUUCUUACAUCAGAUUUUAAUUGCUCUGUAACCCAUUUAAGAGCUCACCAAUUUUAUAGUAUCUGGUCAAUUUGUGACUUGAUGAAAGCUUUGCAAAUUCUUGAACAAUACUUGUUGCUCGGAUACUAUAAGAUGUUUGUUCAGAUUUUGGUCUUUGUAUUACCGAAUGUUCCUGCAACUCCUUAACAAGUUCAUCCUAUUUGAUCUCGCUUAAUCCAAGAGAAGAGGUCAAGUGUCUCCUUCAAGAUGCAUCAUUGUGAUAGCUGACUUUAUGAUCAUCCGAACUUUGAUACUAACACAAACAUUUUUCUGCCUUCAAAAUCCCUCCUCUGAGAUCACUGCCUUCAAAUUGGGAGUCCCAUACUUGUAUGUAGUCUCCGGGACCACCAUGGACUGCCAAUAUCGUCAUCUUCUUGCCAAAUGGAUUUUCCUCGGGUUGACUGCCUCUACGACAAUGCACCUAUGCUGGAGUAGAUUUUUGACAGAUCAGCUGAUGAAAAUUCAAGUUGUUAAUGAGGUCAACAAGGAUUUUGUGAUUGAGGCGCUAAGAUCAAUUGCAGAGUUGAUAACAUAUGGUGAUCAGCAUGAUGCUGCCUAUUUUGAGUUUUUCAUGGAGAAGCAGGUGAUGGGGGAGCUUGUACGUAUAUUAAGAAUUAGUAGAACUGUUAUUGUUUCGCUUCAGUUGCUGCAGACAAUGAGUAUUGUGAUCCAGAACUUAAAAAAUGAGCAUUCUAUUUAUUACAUGUUUAGCAAUGAGCACAUUAAUCACCUUAUAACAUAUUCUUUUGACUUUCGUAAUGAAGAGCUGUUGUCUUAUUACAUAUCCUUUCUGAGAGCAAUAAGUGGAAAGUUGAACAAAAACACCAUUUCUCUUCUUGUGAAGACUCAUAAUGAAGAAGUAGUCUCAUUUCCACUCUAUGUUGAGGCAGUACGCUUUGCGUUUCAUGAAGAAAGCAUGAUUCGAACUGCAGUACGUGCGUUAACCCUGAAUGUUUAUCAUGUUGGCGAUGAGGCUGUUAAUAAAUUUGUUGCCAGUGAUCCUCAUGCUGAUUAUUUCUCGAAUUUGGUCAAGUUUUUCCGGGAGCAAUGCAUCAACUUGGACAAGUUGGUUACUGCUUCAAAGUGUCUGGCUCCAGAUACCAGUGGUUCUAUCCUUUCUGCUGUUGAUGAGAUUGAGGAUAACCUCUACUACUUUAGUGAUGUUAUUUCAGCAGGGAUUCCAGACAUUGGGAGGCUUAUAACAGAGCUCAUGUUGAACGUGCUGAUAUUUCCAUCAAUAGUUCCUUCUUUACGGAUGGAAGUAGUUAAAGAUAGUGAUACAGUAAUUGGAACCACAACUUCAUUGUAUUUACUUUGUUGCAUCUUGCGCAUUGUUAAGAUAAAAGAUUUGGCGAAUAUUGUUGCUGCUGUUCUUCUUUGUGAUAUAGAAACAUUCGUCCCAAGGUCUGAAGCUAAACUGAAUGGUUUCAUGGCUAACCACGAUAUGUCACAUGAAAAUCAAGAUUCGGAAAAUGGUGGCUUCAGCUCAGAUUCUGAUGGUCAAAGUAUACGGGUUUUAAUUCCAAACAUAUCCAACUCUUUAAAUGGUGACCCAGAAGAGCAACCAUAUCACGAGAGUAAAUAUUCUGCGUUAAGGGAGGCCUUACUUUCUUAUAUUACCACUGGUGAUGAUGUUCAAGUUUCGGGUUCUUUAAGCAUGCUGGCUACACUAUUGCAGACAAAAGAGCUGGAAGAAUCAAUGCUUGACGCUCUUGGAAUUCUUCCACAAAGAAAACAACAGAAGAAACUCUUGUUGCAAGCUUUGGUUGGUGAAGGAUCCGCUGAAGAGCAACUUUUUUCCUCAGAAAAUAUAGUAAAGGAUGAAAUAGGUAGUGAAAUGGACUGCUAUCUCCAAAAGUUGAAGGAGCAAUACGGAUUGUUAUGUGUGUGCAAAGAAGUUACAGUGAGUCCUCGUAUACAGAGACUUCAAGUACUGGAUGCAUUAGUCAGUCUAUUCUGCAGGUCAAAUAUCUCCGCAGAAACAUUGUGGGAUGGUGGUUGGCUUUUGCGCCAGUUGCUUCCAUACAGUGAGGCGGAUUUUAACAGUCAUCAUCUUAAAUUAUUGAAAGAUUCAUUCCACAGUUGUACUAGCAGUAUUCUUGAUGAAACAAAAGGAACUUGGCCUGAUCUGCUAAUUAUGGUACUUUGUGAUGAGUGGAGGAAGUGCAAAAGAACUAUUGAAGCUUCUUCUCCAAGGAAAGAUCCCAAAUCAAUGCUUUUGCCAUCACACAAGUCCCUUUCUGAAGAACUCACUUCUGGGGAAUCAUCUUUUGCUUCUGGUGAAAGAUUGUUCGAGAUUGUUAAGGUGUUUGUACUACUUCAUCAGCUUCAUAUUUUUUCAGUUGGAAAAGUGUUACCAGAUCAACCUCUUAUACAUCCUACUGUUGAAGUCAUGGAAACAUCCCGAGCAAAAAGGGCUGGCGUUGACAGUUUGGGUCCAAAACCAAGCAUUGAAUUACGUCUUGUUGAUGCGGUUCCUUGCAGAAUUGCAUUUGAGAGGGGCAAAGAACGUCAUUUCCACUUUCUAACCAUCUCUGUAGGAAUUUCUGGAUGGCUUAUCCUUGCAGAUGAAUUACCUGUGAGGCCAAGUUUUGGUGUGGUUCGUGUAGUGGCGCCUUUGGGUGGUUGCAAUCCCAGAAUUGAUGAGAAGCACAUGAGAUGGUUACACCUUCGAAUACGUCCAUCCUCUUUCCCUUACAUAGAUGCUGCGAAGCAUACUGCCCAUGCUAAAGUUAAGUCAAAAGCUUUGGUCGAUGGGCGGUGGACUCUGGCUUUUCGAGAUGAGGAUUCUUGCAAAGCUGCUUUUUCUAUGAUUGUUGAAGAGCUAAAUUUACUGAGCAAUGAGGUUGAGAGAAGAGUAAAACCUAUGCUUGACAUUGAAAGAACUGUUGAUACUUCAACAAAAUAGACAGGGAUUUUUGAGAUUUUCACCAGUUUGAUAUUUCACUCUCUCUACCCCAAUACCAUUUUACAGCAGGGGACGGAGAUAAUAUUAAGCUUUACCACCCUUCUGUACAUGUUUAAAGGAAGCCCUAGGUGUGUGUAAAUUAGAGUAUGUGAUAGAGCCCAUUCUUGUAUAUUAGGUCACAGUUGCCAUUUCUGAUUUGCUAACCUCACUAUCAUGUAUGGGUCAAUUCUUUAGUUCUUUGAAUCCUUCUUCCUCACAUAUGUAAAGAUGUUGUAGAAACCCCGCAAAAAGUAAAAGUUGUGAGCCAGCUUCUGUUUUCUCGAAGUUUGCUCAGUUUUUAGA